AUGUCGCUCUGCUCCCGGGGCGCAAUACUCAGAGGCCCGAGGCUGAAUUUGCUACGCCUGACCUCGAAAGCGACCCCUCGAUUGCGAACCCGUACGCUAUUUUCCCGAGCUCCUGUCGCGCCGCAGCUCAUCGUACCGAACCUUCGCAGCCAAUGUUGCACCUUCUCAACCACACGGUACCAAUCAGUGGAACCACCAGUUGAUCCAGUGACUGAGGUCCUACCCGUAUGCUGUCCAGGCUGCGGCGCAUUCUCGCAAACGAUUGAAGCAGACGAACCAGGAUAUUAUAGUGCAUCACGCAAACAGACACGGAAGCUACUGGCCGCAAGCAAGAAAACACCCGAACCUGAUAACAAUGACAUUGUGGAGGGAUAUGAAAAUGACAACAUUCCCGAUUCAGAACCUCCGCGUCCCAUCGCAGGUAAGAAAUCUGAUCGAGUAGGUAUACGACAUUCGCUAAUGAAACAAAAAGUUGGAGCCUUCCCAGAUAACGCCAUUGCACCCGCCGACGACUAUCUUAACUCAUCUAAACGCAUCGUCCAUAUAUGCGAUCGUUGUCACGAUUUGAUACAUCAUAACAAAGCAGUUGCUUCGCCUAAACCAACAAUCUUGUCGAUACGAAACUACCUGGAAGAGUCACCCUAUAAAUGGAACCGUGUAUAUCACAUCAUUGAUGCCGCCGAUUUUCCUAUGUCCCUCGUGCCACGGAUUCACUGGGCAUUGUCAUUGCAGCAGCGUUCGCAGAACCGACGAGCCACACAUGAGUCAUAUUUGCGUGGAAAGAGACUACCAACUAUCUCGUUUAUUAUUACGCGCUCGGAUCUUUUGGCAGCAACCAAGGAACAAGUUGACUCCAAGAUGGAGUACAUUCGCACAGAGCUUCGCGCAGCCCUGGGGAGGACCGGGAAAGAUGCCCGCCUUGGUGGCGUGCAUAUGAUUAGUGCACACCGUGGUUGGUGGACUAAAGACGUCAAGGAAGAGAUUAGAGAUCACGGUGGCGGCAUCUGGGUUGUUGGCAAAGCCAAUGUUGGAAAAAGUAGUUUCAUCGAAGCUUGUUUCCCGAAGGAUACAAAGAGUUUGGAGAAAAUCGAGGAGUACAUUGGAAGCCGUCGGGAGGAAGAGAUUCCGAACAAACGGCAAGCCUCUCUGGAUGAUCCCAACAGUCUUCUACCCCCUGCUCCGGAAGAAGAUUUGUAUCCUGUCCUCCCAGUCGUUUCCUCACUGCCAGGUACUACUGUCUCGCCUAUCCGCAUUCCAUUUGGUCGCGGAAGGGGCGAGGUUAUUGACCUUCCGGGUCUCGAGCGUGGUCUGUUGGAAGACUACGUCAAAGAUGAGCAUAAGCGGGAUCUGAUCAUGACCAAGCGGAUCAAACCAGAGCGUUCCACCGUCAAACCAGGCCAGUCUCUCUUGCUUGGCGGUGGUCUCAUUCGAAUCACUCCCACUAACCCUCAAGACACGGUCAUGGUCGCCAGCUUCCUACCUAUCGAGUCCCACAUCACCAAUACACAGAAAGCAAUCGAAAUACAGGCAGAGGAGCGACCAUACCGGGGAACCGUUCUCAUGAAAGAAGGCACAGGCAGCACGAUGGCUUCCGCUGGCAAAUUUGAUAUCAAGUGGGAUGUUACCAAGUCACACCUACCAACAUCCCUCGCCAAGGCAGUUGCGGACAAGGGUAUUCCAAUUCCUUCAUUGCCCUAUCGAGUGAUGUCGGCCGAUAUCCUCGUUGAAGGCUGUGGUUGGAUCGAGCUGAGCAUUCAAAUUCGCAGCAAGCGUGAUACUGAGUCGGACGAAGCAUCCUAUCCACAGAUCGAAGUGUUCACCCCGAAAGGCAAACACAUUGGAAUCCGACGUCCGAUGGAGUGUUGGCAAUUCAUUGCGGAUAAGCAAAAAAAGGACAAGCGGAAACACCCACGCACACGCACCAGACACCAAUGA
Molecule: messenger RNA, 1935 nt
Organism: Penicillium nucicola
Lineage: Eukaryota; Fungi; Ascomycota; Eurotiomycetes; Eurotiales; Aspergillaceae
Exons: 1
Coding region: 1-1935 (644 amino acids)
Cellular component (GO): mitochondrion
Source: RefSeq, a predicted model, not a curated record